This is a messenger RNA of Acanthopagrus latus (yellowfin seabream), 2039 nucleotides long. Its product is annotated as C-X-C chemokine receptor type 4-like. Bases 667 to 1764 code for a protein of 365 amino acids. Gene Ontology annotation, biological process: neurogenesis; G protein-coupled receptor signaling pathway; brain development. The transcript has 4 exons. Gene Ontology annotation, molecular function: G protein-coupled receptor activity. Lineage: Eukaryota; Metazoa; Chordata; Actinopteri; Spariformes; Sparidae. Gene Ontology annotation, cellular component: membrane. The record is from RefSeq and is a predicted model, not a curated record.
ACAGUCGUAGAGUCCAGGGGGUUUUGCUCCUGCUCGUACCGGUGUCGAAACACUGCUGUUAUUCUGCUCUCAGAGAGGCGCCACGCUAGCAUCACAAACGCACACUCGUGGUUCAUUGGCAGUGAAAGAUAAGAGGGAGUGUUACAGCUUUACCUUAGCCGAUAAUCAUCUCCCAUUCACUUGCAGAAUACCACGUACACGUUCUGCGUCCCCCCCCUCACCCAUACAUGUUCGUACACAUGCAUCACAUAAGACAGUGACGCAGAUACAACAAGUCUGUUCACACUCUGGUGGGAGCUGAAACUCCUGCUGCUUGUCCUCAUUCAACGGAGCAUGGCGUCCGCAGAGAGAUACACACAUUGUCUGAUUCUCAUCGGCCGGCGCUCUUUCCUAUUGCCAAUAGAUCCUGAUUUAUCACAAACCAGAGGUCUCAGGGGCAAAACACUUCAAGCAGGGCACGCACACACACACACACACACACACAGCACGGCAUCCUGUGAUAGAACCACUAUCGGCACCUGACACCUCGAAAACAGGAAAAACGUAUCAGCAGGAACACAGAUGUGUUGGAGCGUCUGGAGGAGGAGCUUGGACACAGCUAUAUAAUCGCCGUCGUCAGAAACCUGAACUCCACUCCGCUGAGGAAGGAGAGGGGCUGCCUCCGCCAUGUCAUACUAUGAGCAUAUCGUCCUGGACUAUGACUUCAACGACACAGGCUCUGGUUCUGGCGACCUGGGGGCGGAUUUAGAGGAGCCCUGCGAUGUGGAGCACAUAAUGACGGCUGACCUUCAGCAGGUCUUCUUGCCCGUGGUGUACGCGCUCAUCUUCACCCUGGGCAUCACCGGGAACGGCCUAGUCGUCGUUGUGCUGGGCUGCCAGCGCAGGUCAAAGUGCAGCCUCACAGACCGGUAUCGCCUCCACCUCUCAGCUGCUGAUCUCCUCUUUGUCCUGGCGCUGCCCUUCUGGGCCGUGGACGCAGCCAUGGGCGACUGGCGCUUCGGAGCGGCCACCUGCGUCGGCGUGCACGUUAUCUACACGGUCAACCUGUACGGCAGCGUGCUCAUCCUGGCCUUCAUCAGCCUGGACCGCUACCUGGCAGUGGUCCGGGCCACGGACACCAACACGGGUGGACUGAGGCAGCUGCUGGCUCACAGACUGGUGUAUGUGGGUGCCUGGCUCCCUGCUGGCCUCCUGGCGGUGCCUGACUUGAUAUUCGCCCGGACUCAGGAGGGAGGAGAAGGGGCCACUCUGUGCGGGAGAUUCUACCCAGCAGACAAUGCCCCACUCUGGGUUGCAGUCUUCCACCUGCAGCUGGUCCUGGUGGGUCUGGUGAUCCCAGGCCUGGUCCUCCUGGUUUGCUACUGUGUCAUCGUCACCAGGCUGACCCGAGGCCCUCUGGGGGGCCAGAGGCAGAAGCGGCGAGCCGUCAGGACCACCAUUGCGCUGGUUCUCUGCUUCUUCGUGUGCUGGCUGCCAUACGGAGCAGGAAUCUCCGUGGACGCUCUGCUGCGUCUGGAGGUCCUGCCGCGCGGCUGCGGCCUGGAGGCCGUCCUGGGCGUGUGGCUGGCGGUGGCCGAGCCCAUGGCAUUUGCACACUGCUGCCUGAACCCUCUGCUGUACGCCUUCCUGGGGGCCGGGUUCAAGAGCUCGGCCCGCAGAGCGCUCACACUGAGCCGAGCCUCCAGUUUGAAGAUUUUACCGCGGAGGCGCCCGGGGGCCUCCACGACCACAGAGUCCGAGUCCUCCAGUUUACAUUCCAGCUAGUGUUAGCUUGACUUGUAUAUAUGUGUAUAUACUGUGAUUAUGUGUGUGUGUGUGUGUGUGUGUGUGUGUGUGUGUGUGUGUGUGUGUGUGUGUGUGUGUGUGUGUGUGUGCGGAUGUAUACACAAAAUAUCUGAGAGAGUAAGGAGCAGUCUGCUGGCCCACGACUUGUCUUCUCACUUCCUGGUUUCUCUUGUAAAUACUGUUCUCAGGUUUGUUUUUUUAGUUAUUCUGUGUUUGUUGUCUACUGUUGCAAAUGUUUGUAAUAAAAUAUACAA